This is a messenger RNA of Rhizoctonia solani, 1986 nucleotides long. RefSeq lists its product as uncharacterized. The coding region runs from base 1 to 1986 and encodes 661 amino acids. Gene Ontology annotation, cellular component: cytoplasm. Lineage: Eukaryota; Fungi; Basidiomycota; Agaricomycetes; Cantharellales; Ceratobasidiaceae. The transcript has 4 exons. The record is from RefSeq and is a predicted model, not a curated record.
AUGGGUAAUACUGGGUCGUCUUCUGGCAAGCAUUCUCAUAGCCACAAUAUUCGGGACGAAAUAGUCGACUUUGGUUAUCUUUCUCCUCAAGGGAUCUAUACCGGACCUCAAGAUUGGAACCAAGAAUUAGUCGGGAAACUAAUUGUCGAUCGAAAACUUGCACCCUUUUAUCGUCCGCUUGAGGAUUAUGAGCCUGACUGGGACGACGAUACCAUCUUGAGGAACCGGAAGCUCAAACCAGGAGAAGAAUCUUUACCUCCGUCUGUAACUUUACCCGUUUCUGGCCCAUCUUUUUCGGGAAAAGGGAGUGCUAAAGGCAAGGGAGUCGCAGACCGGCGCGAACAACAGAGGAUGUCGGAGGCCGAGGUUUAUCGUGGUGCGAUCGAAUGUCCCAUCUGUUUUAUGUAUUAUCCACCUAAUAUUAAUCGCUCUCGCUGCUGUGACCAAGCGAUUUGUACAGAGUGUUUCGUGCAGAUCAAACGCGCCGAGCCAACGACUACUCACAUCGUGAGCGAGCCUGCUGCAUGCCCUUAUUGUGUACAGGAGAACUUCGGAGUCACGUAUGAGCCUCCAAGCUGGAGAGCCGGACUUGUGCUCAGUUCAUCGGGAUCUCCUUCCCGACCCGAGCUACCCCGCCUUGGCGGUUCUGCAAUUUCGACUGCUUCUGGCGAGUCUCAAGGGCAUCUUACUGCUGAGCGUUCCCGACGCAAGUCGAUUCCCCACCAAUCUGUAGAAGUUGUUACCAUCGAUUAUAUUCGUCCUGACUGGGAAGCAAAGCUUGAAGCUGUCCGAGCCACCGUGGCUAGACGUGCUAAUCGACGGAUUGUAAUGCGUCAAGUUGGAGACCGUUUGAUCCCUGUCGGCAUCACUAGUGGGCGCGUGGUUCCUGUUAAUAUUGGCGAAGGCGACACGGGCGGGAGUGGGAGACGAGGUCGCCGACAGCGGCCUGCCACAUCUGGAGAACUGCCAAUGCCUGAUUUGGAAGAGUUGAUGAUGAUGGAGGCUAUGCGGUUGUCUUUGCUUGAACAUGAGGCACAACAGCGUCGGGAGCGUGAAGCUGGAGCCCGUGGCGCGGAUUCCAGUUCUAGAACUGCGUCAUCUCGCGAGAUCGCCAAUUCAUCGCCAGACCCAGCUUCCGGGUUGCAGCAACAAGUCCACGAAGAACAUCAGCCCAGUCAUACAAAUUCCUCUCUUUCUGUGACUAGCACUGGUCUUGCUGCAAGCCUCGAUCCUAGCACUUUGCAGCCAAACUCUUCUCAUUCAGAGCCUACCGCGGACCGCCAGUCGUCUACAGUCUCGCCUCGCGAGUCGCUCGAUCCCUCCCAAGCCGGACCAUCUUCGCAUCGCCGUAGUGGUAGUGGUCCACUUCAAGCAGCGCCUUCUCCAUUAGGCGGUGCUGCCACCCUUGCUAUGGCAGUCGGUUUUCCUUCCGCGUCCGACUUGUCGGGGGAGGUUACAGAGGAAUCGGGGUUCCCAUCAAGGACCCUGAAUACAUUGUCUGCUGCAGUUAGUGCGUCAAGCAUCCCCGCGGUCAUCCUCGGCUCCAGUCCAGAUGAUCGCCCAGAGCACGAAACCGGAACCUCAAAGUCUGAAGCUGGGGAACUUCCAGUUGAUCACUCAUCACUUGGCGAGUCUCACAGUGGUAACUCUCCGCUAGCCCACCAGGAACAAGUUACCACUAUUGCAUCAUCUGGCUCUGUACCUAACCCCCAUUCAGCUUUACCAUUGACCAUGGUCCCAUCCAAUUCGACCAACCACAAUCCAUCAAAGUCAUCCGCUGCCUUUCUAUCGACCGAUGCUCGUACAGCUACUGAAAGCUCGGUCCGAACGACCGAUACUCAACAAUCUAUAGGAGAUAACUAUAGUGUCUUGCCAUCAUCGCCAGAGACGGAAACCGAGCAGCCCUUGAUCUCGGAGCCUUCUAAUCUCGCGCGCCCCGAUACAGGAGACUCAUACCAUGCUCUAGGUGGCCCGAGCACAGCUUAG